AAAGCUCAUCUGCGUCACUGCCUCACCUACGCAGCGCUUUCUGCGGUUCUCCAGGAGCUCAACUGAAGGAGAAAAACAUGCCGCGUUUCACGGUCGCUCGUUUGAAGUGCAAAUGCCUUUAUAGCUAACUCAAGGCAUCAUUUAAUUUCUCUACAGCCGCUUUUUUUCGGACAACAGAAAUCCAUUUGUGACACAAAUGCCAGAUGCGAGCUGUGAUAUCUGCACUGCGUGUUCCGCCGGGAAAAACAAGACUGAAGGAGGCUGAAAGUUUGGAGAGGAAACGUAGCGCCAAAUGUUUAAACUGAGACUUUGUCAACGUCUCCACAGACUCGCCGUGAGGAUGUGAAUUCGCCCUCGCUGUUGUUUCGCGGGAUUCGAGUGGGAUUCGUGACAAAACCUCCGUCCGCUUCUCCGUUACCUCAUCACCUCGUGAAUCAACGUUACGCGUGUCAAAGUCGUGCAGGUUUGGAUUUUCGGCUGUAUUUUUUCCAAAUAAAGGAUUUAAAGGACCACACAUAUCCUAUUACACGAAGACCAACAUCAUUCUCUCUGAACGAAAAGCUUAAACGGGUUUUUUGCUCUUCAACCGUUUGGAUGAUGGUGACAUGGUGACCAGCUGGUGCUCAUUACAAGUUGCAGACAGCCUGGAUAAACUCCCCAAUCGCCUGUGGAAAUCUAGCGCUCUCCAAGGACAGGAGGAAUUUACAUCUUUGUGCACUGUAAUUGGUGUCAUAUCUGAUUAUGGUGGUUGUGCUGUUUGGAUUUUCAUUUACCAUCUCUCAAUAGGCUCUAGAAGAUUACAGUCACACUACGCACACAGUUCUCUUCUGUUUCUUUUGGCAUGAAACAUUGCAAUUAUCUCAUUACUAAGUUCAUCAUCAGGAGAGCUGAAUGAGGAUAUAGACCAACAACGAGACCGGGCUUGAUUUAUCUGUGGAUGACCUGCUGCAAAUGCCUCCACCACCCCUGCCCCUACCUCCCUGCCCCUUGCAUAGCCAGGAUGGAAAUCUACAUCAAUAGGAUGGAGCCUGCCGAAUAAAAGGCUUUUUGGUGAAAACUAUGCCUGGAUGCUAAUAGAAAUCCAUGUUGGAAUACUUGCCAUGCAAAAAGUCUUUGAGAUUUUUGACAGCUUUGCUUUCGGAAGGCCUGGUAUCUUGGGUUUGAUUGUUUCGCUUGUGCAACUGGAUAUAAAGGAGCGCCACCAGUGAUUUUUCGGUGCAGAAGAGAGAUCGAGCAUGUCCUUGCAGCGACCAAACCGCCUGUGCGGUGUCUGGAGGGCCAUGUGUCUACGGCUAAGCCUCAGCGCUAGCCUGGAUCUUCCGUUCUUGUGUUGGAUAUUAGGCUUGGCAUUGCACGCUCAGCUAGCUGCUUCACAAAAACUGGAUGAGACGGAUCCGGUCGUCACUACAACUUACGGCAAACUGAGGGGAUUCAAAAAAGAACUCAACAACGAGAUUUUGGGACCCGUCAUCCAAUUUUUGGGCGUCCCCUAUGCCGCACCUCCUACGGGAGAAAGGCGUUUCCAACCGCCUGAACCUCCGAUCUCGUGGUCCGAAAUCCGUAACGCUACCCAAUUCGCCCCCGUUUGUCCCCAAACCCUGCUGGAGGGCAGGCUACCGGACGUUAUGUUGCCGGUUUGGUUCACCAACAGUAUUGAAGUGGUGUCAACCUACGUACAAGACCAGAGUGAGGACUGCCUAUUCUUAAACAUAUACGUGCCAACUGAGGAUGUAAAAAGAAUAUCCAAGGAAUGUGCCAGAAAACCCGGCAAGAAAAUUUGUAGAAAAGGAGGUCCUCUUUCAAAGAAACAGAAUGAUGAUUUAGCUGAUAAUGACGGUGCUGAGGAUGAAGACAUUCGUGAGAGCGGGAGCCCUAAACCCGUGAUGGUAUUCAUACACGGAGGAUCGUACAUGGAAGGCACGGCGAACAUGUUCGACGGAAGCAUCUUGGCUAGUUACGGCAACGUCAUCGUCAUAACCGUAAACUAUCGGCUUGGUGUGCUCGGUUUUUUGAGCACGGGAGACCAGGCGGCCAAAGGAAACUACGGGCUUCUCGAUCAAAUCCAGGCCCUGCGCUGGACGAGCGAAAACAUUGCGUUCUUUGGGGGUGACCCUUUACGCAUUACUGUUUUUGGGUCUGGGGCCGGGGCCUCAUGCGUCAACCUCCUGACUCUUUCCCAUUAUUCUGAAGGUAACCGUUGGAGCAAUUCAACCAAAGGUCUUUUCCAACGGGCCAUAGCCCAAAGUGGCACAGCAUUGUCCAGCUGGGCUGUCAGCUUUCAGCCAGCCAAGUAUGCCCGCAUGCUGGCUAAAAAAGUGGGGUGCAACCUCAAAGAUACAGUUGAGAUGGUAGAGUGCCUACAGAAAAAACACUACAAAGAAUUAGUGGAGCAGGACAUCCAGCCCGCUCGCUAUCACAUCGCCUUUGGACCUGUCAUCGAUGGCGAUGUCAUCCCCGAUGACCCUCAGAUCCUUAUGGAACAGGGGGAGUUCCUCAACUAUGACAUCAUGCUGGGCGUCAACCAAGGCGAAGGGUUAAAAUUUGUAGAACUCAUUGUGGACAACGAGAACGGCGUCCAAGCCAAUGAUUUCGACUACGCCGUGUCGAGUUUCGUAGAUGACUUGUACGGUUAUCCCGAGGGGAAGGACAUUCUGCGGGAGACUAUUAAGUUUAUGUACACCGACUGGGCGGAUCGUCACAACCCGGAGACCAGGAGAAAGACCCUGCUGGCACUGUUCACAGAUCAUCAGUGGGUGGCACCAGCAGUGGCCACAGCAGAUCUUCACUCAAGCUUUGGCUCCCCUACUUAUUUCUACGCCUUCUACCAUCACUGCCAAACCGAGCAGGUGCCUCCAUGGGCAGACGCCGCGCAUGGUGAUGAGAUCCCUUAUGUGUUUGGGUUGCCAAUGAUGGGUCCAACCGAGCUCUUCCCUUGCAACUUUUCCAAAAAUGAUGUGAUGCUUAGUGCAGUGGUGAUGACAUACUGGACCAACUUUGCAAAGACCGGUGACCCCAACCAGCCAGUUCCACAAGACACCAAGUUUAUUCACACCAAACCUAACCGAUUUGAAGAAGUGGCCUGGACGCGAUACAACCAGAAGGAUCAACUAUACCUUCACAUUGGUUUAAAGCCACGUGUCAAGGAACAUUACCGGGCCAACAAGGUCAACCUGUGGCUGGAACUGGUGCCUCAUCUUCACAGCCUCAACGAAGUCACCCAAAUCAUUUCCACCACCACUAAGUUGCCUCCAGCCGAAGUUACUCCCCGUACGCCAAAGAAGAUCCAAGUCAACACCAAAAGGCCCUAUCCUACACCGUUCCCCACGGAAACACAGGACAGCCACAACCAGAACCAAAACCAACCUUUUUUGGUGGACCAGCGGGACUAUUCCACAGAGCUAAGCGUCACGAUUGCCGUAGGUGCUUCGUUGCUCUUCCUCAACAUCUUGGCUUUCGCUGCACUCUACUACAAGAAAGACAAACGGAGACACGAGGUUCAUCGACGCUGCAGCCCACAAAGGACCACCGCCAAUGAGCUGCCCCACACGCAGGAGGAAGAGAUCAUGUCUCUCCAAAUGAAACACAGUGAUCUGGAGCGGGAAUGUCGGGAGGCCAUGCACCCGCACGAGGUGGUCCUGAGAACUGCCUGUCCACCUGAUUACACGCUCGCCAUGCGCCGUUCGCCGGACGACAUCCCGCUCAUGACCCCGAACACCAUCACCAUGAUACCCAACAGCAUGCCGGGCCUUACCUCUUUACACCCGUAUAACAGUUAUUCCAGUGGACAAAAUAACACCCUACCCCAUCCACACCCUCAUUCACACUCCACCACUAGAGUAUAGCCACACCCAAAUACGAACAUACAUACACGCAUACACUUCCGCAGAUGUGGAGUGCGAGUGUGGCAAUGGACAAUGGCCAGAGGUGACAUCACCCGGUGAGGAAUAUCUUUACUCCAGUUCAAAGGAACAGGAAACAACUUUUCUUCUUUCCUCGAGAGCAAAACUAUCAUUUUAUAUCAGAGGGGAAAACAAAACGGACGAAAACAGCGCAAAACAAUUUCUGAUUUAAUGAGAAACAAACAGAGAUGAUUUUUUACACCUUGUAUUGUGACAAAACCAGGACCAUUUCUUGGAAACAAUUAUCAGUCUGGGAUUCUUUGAGGAAUGUUUGAUUCGUUAGCCGGAGAGGAAACAGCGGAAUCAGAGAAGAGAUGACGUGUGGGAGGCUCUUUGUAAACACAAGGAAACAUAUUGUUUUCCCGAGGCACUGGAUUGUAGAUUACACUCUUCUGAGCAGAGGGGAAAUGCUGCUUACCUAAUUUAGGUGUGUGUUGUCCUGGUGGUAGCAUUGUAAGAUACGGAAUACAUUGUUAAGGGAAAAAAGGAAAUCCUCAAGAAUAUGCACAAUAGAGACAUUCUCCGAAUGUCUUUGAAAUCUUUUUGUCAAUUUAUUUUUUGGGGGAACCAUUUUAUUGUAUAGGACCUAUUUACAUAUCUAGAUAUGUACACAAGCACCCAUGCUCUUUAAGCCCUGGCUGGGGGCGUUGAUACUGAGGAUUCUGCCUCAAGAGCGUAGCGGGGAAUUUAUUGGCUUCCUGGCAGAUACAGCUUCAUCACACAAGUGCUGUCUAUACUGAGAACUGGUGGACUGGAGGCUGGAUAUUUUUAGCACGAUGCGCAUGACAAUUUAUCUGCUUGGUGGCUGUUCUGCUGAUUAAGUCAUUAUUUAAAACGGAAAAAAUCAUUUUCUUCCCCAUUCGGAUUCGUUUGAGGAGAUACUGCUCUGAUUGGCUCGGGAAUUGGAAUUUGGUGGCGAGGGCGGACACUGAGGGUUCUGAUUGGAUGGGGUGACGGAAAGGGGUGGGGAUAAGCUAAAUAGAUUGCAUUCGCAAAUAGAUCGAGUGAACCUGGUUAUGAGGACUAGUUUUGUACUUGUGUGUUGGUAAACUUUUUAAUAGUGGUGAAUCACUUGUUGUUUGAGCUCCCACACGUGGGACAUUAAUGUACCUUUUGAUUUGCUCAUUGGUCUCAGCUAUUGUUUUAUUUUUUUUGAUCGUUUUCACCUCUUGCUAAUAGUCAAACCAUGUUACCUUACCAGAUUUAUUACCUGUAAUGUUUGAUUAUCAUCCUUUUUUUGUUGCUAUGCUUUAUGAGGCAGUUCCCGUACGCGACUACGAGCGACUAUUUACCAACGCAGGGAUUUAUGCGGUACAACUUUAGAGCUCUGGAGUCAUGCGCUGGUAUCCCCUCAUCCAGAACUUUCUGUGGUUCUCCUGAAUGAUCAACCCCAGCGAUUCCCACACUGAAGACAGGACGGCCCCUGAUGAAAGGGUGUAUUAGGGGCCCUUCUUAUCUUGCAAAGCCCUUGAUCAUACUGCUUAACGCUAGCUAUAUAAAAGAAAGAAAUGGAGAAUGUGGAUGAAAAGAGGUAAAAGAGAGCAGUUGAAGGCGAGAGAUGGAUCUGCUGGUGCGAGAGCCACUUUGUCAGUUCUUACCCACAGAUCAGUGGCUGCUGCUCAGUAGUCCCAGUGCUAAAAGUUUAACAAGCCGGUUUCACCUGCACAUCUCUCCGUAAUUGCCGGUUUUAUCCAGGUGAUAUCCGAAUCCUCAUUAAACAUCAAGUUUAUAAUUAUUUUGACAUUUUUCCUCAAAGCUGUGUUAUGUAACAUACUACAGUACAUGCUAAUGAUCAACACCAAUGAAUCCCAGACUAAAAACAGGAGGGCCUGUGAUGAGAGGGUCUUCUGAUCUUAAGAGGCCCUUGAUCAUACAAUUUAAAGCUAGAAAAAGAGAAUCUUGAUUACUUUAUUCAGAGCCUCAUUACGUAACAUACGUCAUGGUAUAAAACAGAUCCUACCGUAAGCUUUCAGUGACUAUAAUUGCUACAGGACUUUCCUUGUGGUCACUAUUAAGAUGUUCUGAUCUGCAGUAUAAAUCUCAUUACACCUCUCUUAUCAGCAUGUAGCCUGUAAUCAUAUAUACAACAUUCAUAAAUGAAUAAUUUUCUCAUUUUCAAAAGCCCCCAUUCUUAUUUUUGCAAACAAGCAACAUGAUUUGUUGGGUUGCUUGAUUUUUUACUUCUGGAUCAUCAUGCUGGAUAGCCCUGCCCACAGUGAGAUCUUAUUGGUCCUGCUCAGCAUACCUGCAUAUUAAAACUUGUUCCGAUUGGCUGGGAUUAUGGAUAUGGUUGGCUAGGAUACAGAGCUCACAAAAGAAGCCAGUUAGGUAGCGUCACACAACAUUUCACAUCUCAAGGUAAUUAAAUAAUAGUUGUGUGUACAACAGUGAGCGAAAAAACGCAAGUUUGUGGGAGUGAAUACCUGAGCCCUGGUGACCAGCUAGUGGCAGAAAACUAAUGAGGGAUAUGAAUUGUGCAAUUCACUUCCUGAUCCCCAACAUUAUGUUUCCAUUCAAUACACAACAUCCUCUGAACGUCCACUCUCUGUUUUGGCAUCACCUAUGACAACCAUACAAAGUAAAUCAAGGCAACAGAGAGCUCUUCUCUGUGUACCAGUCCCCAUCUACAGGUAUACAUAUGCAAAGUGAACCUGCCUAUGCGUCCCCCUCCAAAAGAAAGCUCUUUUGAUCGAUAUUAAAAUGUAAUGAACCGUCCACCGGCGAGCCGCUUUGAGGAUUCAUCUCGUGCAUGCACAUGUAGCAGAGAGAGAGCUGGGAUUCAUCUGUAAUUGAGGAGAUCUCCAAUCGUUCAGUAUGUCUCACGCACAUAAACACACACACACGUAUGUAUGCCAGGAUGAGCCUUGUAACUGAAUGUAAUCCAAGACCGAGGGCCAUUUUCUUACAAACAGCAACCAAAUUACAUUGUGUUUAUUUUCUACUGGCUGACCUUGGAAGAAGAUCAAAAUGGCUGUUUAUGAGAACUACAGAGGGUUGUUGUGAUGUAGAUUAUUUGUCAUUUUGUCUUUCUUUCUGGUUAAAUAGGAUUUAAUCUUCUGGAGCACAAUAAAUGAUUUUAUCAAGCUCAGUCUGUCUUUACUGUUGGUUUGUUUUUGAUUGUGUAUUUUGAUGUACAGGCAUGGCCGUAUCAAGGGUUUGAAAAUAAGUGCGGUCCAGGGUGGGGUGUUAAGAGUUAACAAAUGCAAUUGAAUGUAUUUUGUGUAAACCUUGUUACCAUUUACACAAUCUGUCCAUCUGUUUGGAGUGAUGGGCAUUUUUAUAUUAGGCCCUAUUAGAUCACAAUUUCUUACUACUUUACUGUUAAUUAUUAAUUUAUUUUUCAUGCAACAGUACUAUUAU
Misgurnus anguillicaudatus (oriental weatherfish) is the source of this 7259-nucleotide messenger RNA. The record is from RefSeq and is a predicted model, not a curated record. Lineage: Eukaryota; Metazoa; Chordata; Actinopteri; Cypriniformes; Cobitidae.